Rubroshorea leprosula is the source of this 1294-nucleotide messenger RNA. The record is from the annotation of a GenBank genome assembly. NCBI's taxonomy places the organism in Eukaryota, Viridiplantae, Streptophyta, Magnoliopsida, Malvales, Dipterocarpaceae.
GAUUUAGAACCCAGAAAUCUCCCCCCUGCAGGAAGCUCCCGGAUUUGCUCUCCUCUUCCUCCCUUGUCCGCCGGCUGCUCUUGUUUGUGGGUGUGAUUUUCGGUCUUUCUUGAAUUUCCCCUGCACAUGCCGUCGGCCUCCCCCCCCUGCAGCUCCAGUUUUAGCUGGAGAAUUAUGGUUCCCGAUCGUUCUGUCAGUUAGUACGUGAAUUGAGUGCUCAGUUUUAUGUGAAGUGAGGUAAGUAAAUUAUGCAUGAAUGGAAUAAAAAUGAGGAUUUUAUUGAUUUUCUGGAAUUGAGCAUGAUUGGAAUGAAAAUGAGAAUUUCAUUGUUUUUCUGAAGUUGAGCAUGCCUAUUUGGAAAUUGACUGAACUGUUUUGAUGAACUGAGAGUUUUUGUAAAUUCUGAGUUUUCUGUUAAAUCCAUGCUCACAUGGAGAUUUUCCGGUUGUUUCUGAGAUUGGAGAUUGACUGUCCUGAUGAUCUGAAAGUGAUGAUCUGAAAGUGAUUGUGAAUUGUGAUUGUGAAUUGUGAUUUUCCUGUGAACUUCUGCCUGUUUUGUAUCCGAUAUGGUCAUGUUAUUCGUGUGCCCGCUAGUGGGAGGUUUAUAAACGCUAGCACAUGUCGACAUGUUAUUGAUAGAACCGGUUCGUUUGAGUGACCCUGCUAGUGGGGGUUAUACACCAGGAAAUCGUGUGCCCGCCAGUGGGAGGUUUAUAAACGCUGGCCGUGACCUAUAGAGGAGACGUCUAUUUCGUGCCCGCACUGUAUCUGUUUUCAUGAUUACACUUGUUGGCAUGCUAUGAGUUUAAUUGACGGUUUGUCAUUGAAUGCUUUGCAAGUGAACUGAAUCUGAUUUUGCAUUGACGGUUCUGUCAUUGAACGUUUUGCUAUUGAACCGAAUUUGAUUUCUACAUUUACGGUUUAUCAGUGAAAAUUCUGUUAUACUUACAUGGUUUAUCUGGCAUGCUUAUAUUUUUACCCAGGGGCUAUCCAUAUUUACUUACUGAGUUAUCUCAUAGUUUUCCUUGUCCACCAUUUCAGGAAGUGAAACCGAGGACGGGGAAACCAAGGGGAGUGACGAGUUAGAAGGCUAGCCAUCUUGUAAUUGAAUAUGGAUUUUAGAUGUAAAUGAUGAUAUUGCAAGCUAGAUUGUAAUUGGAGAUCGUAUAAAUUCAUUUAGUGGAUUGUUAGUUUAUAAGAGAUUUGAUCUGGAGAUUUUGAGGUUAAGUCAUGUGGACAUAGAAAAGAAAUUUUGAAAUAUCCGAUCUGAGUUAUGGGAUUGUCAGAUGUGAAU